Messenger RNA from Aspergillus pseudotamarii, 2226 nucleotides. RefSeq names its product Zn(II)2Cys6 transcription factor. Bases 1 to 2226 code for a protein of 741 amino acids. Gene Ontology annotation, cellular component: nucleus. The record is from RefSeq and is a predicted model, not a curated record. Gene Ontology annotation, biological process: DNA-templated transcription; regulation of DNA-templated transcription. The transcript is spliced from 6 exons. NCBI's taxonomy places the organism in Eukaryota, Fungi, Ascomycota, Eurotiomycetes, Eurotiales, Aspergillaceae. Gene Ontology annotation, molecular function: DNA binding; zinc ion binding; DNA-binding transcription factor activity, RNA polymerase II-specific.
AUGGCGCCGACCACCUCGAUUAUCAUUUUGAUCCGAUAUGAUUAUCAUCCACUACUACCAAAGGGGUUUCCCAAGGAACUGAAGACUAUGAGUGCCCCGAAUGAUAAUUAUACGGUACACAAAGUCUCCUUGAAACGUACACGGCAGGCCUGUGGACCUUGUCGUCGGAAGAAGGCGCGCUGUCCAGGCGAGAAGCCGACAUGCUCGCUGUGCCAAAGGCUCGGGCAGCGCUGCUCUUACGGGCCGCAGGCCGCCCCGAAUCGUGCUGCUACUACUAGAGCUUCUCCUGCCAAUGGACAGGAACGUGGUUCGGGAGAGCCUGGAGAUGCAAACUUGUUGAGCUCGCAACGAUUCCAGCGCAUAGAGGACAGAUUAGACAAGAUGGCAAGCAUUCUCCAGGAGUGCUUAUUGAAGAAUAAUCCAUUGACUGGAGUGGCGAGCGGAAACUCGCUUUUCUCUCAUGGCUAUGGCCAUCGCAGCAUGGGUAAUUCUCCGGUAGCAUUCGGUUUCCAAAAUGAGGAACGCCAUUAUUCUCUGGGAUCCUCGCUCCCAUCCGAUUUUGUCAAAUCCGAAGUAGACAUUUAUCUCGCCCAUUUUCACGACCAGCCUUAUUGCGUUUUCUCCAAGGACUGGCUUUUGAGCCGUGAUCUGUCAUUACCCCCAGAAAUCGCAUUCCCAUUAGUGGCUCUUACUUCUCGGAUCUCGCGCCGCUCGCCGGGACCCACUGGAGGCGAUGUACCUCCCACAAAGUCCUAUGCCAAUAAGGCCUGGGAUAUCCUGUCACAUCAGUACAAGAGCGGGAAACUGGGUCUCUCAUUUCUCCAGGGAACAUUUCUCAUGGCUCAGGUGGACUUCGCCGACGGCCAAUCCCAUCGAGGGUAUUCAUCUGUUGCACUGGGUAUCCGGACGAUCCAGUCUGCCGGCCUACACAAAGAUAAAUAUACGUCGUCCCUCACCGACUCGGAAGCGGAAGAAAGAAGACGCAUUACCUGGGCUUUUUUCAUGCUGGACCGCAGUUACAACGCAUCUCGAGACUAUUCACUGUGUCUGGCAGACAAACAUUUCACCAUUCUUUUCCCUGCACCGAAUACGCCAGCCUCACUCUCUGGCGAGGAGUCCCUGGCUCGUGGAACAUUACACGAUGGACCCGGGAAGCAAGGAGAAAAGCUUGACCAUGGCAUUUUGGGCUGCCUUCUUCGACUUUAUUCCCUUUGGGGCAAAACCACCGAUUAUGUCUUUGAGCCCUUCGAUAAGGAUGCGCUACCCCCCUGGCGAUCAGGAUCGGCGCUGGCCGGUCUGGAAUCCGACUGGAUGCAGUUCGAGACUCAUUUCGCAGAUACACAUCGGUAUCGCAGUGUCGACUUCCGACGACGCGCUCGCGAAGAACCGCAUUGUCGCUCGUACCUGUGUACCUGGCUGUGUGUCCAGUUUUUGUUCCACUCCGUUCAAUGUCUGCUGCACCAUCCUUUCGUAAACAUGGUUAAACUCCGCCACAUCGACGGAAACAUACCCGCAACCUUUCUGCAGAAGUCCUAUGAAAGCUCCCUUAUUCAUUCGAGGUGGAUUGCGCGGUUCAUCCGAGAAAUGGACGAGGUGGACAUCCGACUAUACGACCCGUUUAUCGGUUACCUCUGUGCAAUCGCCGCCACCAUCCAGCUCGAGAAUACGGCCAGCAAAAACCCACACAUCGCGCAACUCGGCAAUAGCGAUUUCCGAACGUUGGUGGAUUACAUGACAGACCUGUCGACACAUUGGGAAAAUAUGGGUGUCCUGGUCAACCGGGUCAAUAAACUGGCUGCGAGACAGAAGAACUACAAGUCGCUAUAUUAUAGCCAGGACACUUUCUCCGGGGAGUUAACCCGCAUGCCCACUCCAUCCACUAUCCCAAGAAUGUCGGAGGCGGACGAAGCCCUGAUGUGGAAUAUUCUCGACUUCAGUUCGUCGUUUACCCCUGCUGAGAUCGUACAACUCGGAGACUUGGUCCCGUCACCGUAUCAACGGAUGGACACUAUCAGUCCGAAUUUCCCUGGUCAGUCCCUCCUUGCGACUGGGCAGGGCGAGCCAGGAAUGGACUCUCUCAGCGGGCGGGUUCUGGGGCCAGUAGGCGCCGAUCCUAUAUCUGAGUGGCCUUUUUCCGAAAGGCCUGGUCACGACGGAUUCGAUGCAGCAAUCCCUGACUUGCCUGACUGGAUGAUGUUUGGAGAUUACGUCGCGGAGCAAUUGUGA